AUCCAUGGCCGACUUCAAACCUAUUUAACAGAAGUAGUGGCUGGGAUAUUGGAGAUCAAUGCUGAAUCGUUUGGGCGGAAACCACCCAUUCGCAACAUCGACUACUCCCAAAAUGAAACAGUUUGCACAAAGUGCGGGCUCUGCUCAGGCAAAUCAGUCUUACAACAAGUUUGCGAUGACAGGAGAAUUUGCACCAGUUUAUAUGGUUCUGGGAAUGUUGGUGGUGGCACUGACAAUAGGGACACACACAGCAAAACAGCAAUUGGCACAUUGCCCUAACGUUAGCGUAAGCAAGAAGAAAAGGAGAUCCAUAUCAGAGGUUGAGGAGCCAGAUCAUGCUGUCAGUUCGGCUGAUAGGUUUGUGAAUAAAUCCUUCCUAAGGAAGGUAGCUCACAUCCAGGACAACAAACAGAAUCUCCCCAGUCCUACUCGCCCCAACCCUUUUACCAGCCCUCGAAAUGUAGAGACACUGAAGACUGCUGGAGCGAAUCCAAGCCGCUCCUGAAGAAAAAUGAUCUUAACUUGUGUCAACUCUGAAACUUGUGGUUUCUUGAGUAGUAGUAGCAAUCCAGGAUGGUGUCAAAUUGUACAUAGAACAGCAUCGAUUAGUUCUCUUUCUGCUGUGAUUAUAGAUUUUAUUAUGGUAUUAGUUACUAAAUGAGAGCCUU
Messenger RNA from Pistacia vera, 668 nucleotides. RefSeq lists its product as uncharacterized. The transcript has 4 exons. NCBI's taxonomy places the organism in Eukaryota, Viridiplantae, Streptophyta, Magnoliopsida, Sapindales, Anacardiaceae. The record is from RefSeq and is a predicted model, not a curated record. The coding region runs from base 59 to 505 and encodes 148 amino acids.